AUGGAUCCUCGCUAUGGGGCACAGCCUCAGCAACAUCCACACCCUCACCGGACACCUUCGCCAGGUCAGCCGCUUCAGCAGGGCUACCAGCUUGACGACAAUCCCUUCGACGAUGGCCGAUAUGGACAGUAUGGCCCUUCUCAGCAGCACCUUCAUAUGCCCUCGGGCCCCGACCAGCACCGGUUACCUACUCCAAGCGAUCAUCUAAACCUCAAUGCAGCUCAAUCCGUCGACAACUUGUCUGGCUACGGGCCUCCUGGUGAUUACGCCGUAAACCCUGAAGCGCAUCACGAUGCCUACUACAACCAACCUUACGAGCCUCGUCCCCAGCAGCAACCCUACGAUCAGGGCUACGACCAAGAGUACGAGCAACCCUACGACGACCACAGGCCUAUGCUGCAGCACCAACCAUCAGAUGCGCCAAGCGAACCAUACCAAGAUCAACCGCAACAAGGUGGUGGAAUUAAGCGCUGGAAAACCGUCAAGCAAGUCCUCUUGUACCGCGGUAACCUGGUUCUGGAUUGUCCUGUUCCUCCAGUUCUGCUGCAACAGAACCCCCACGGAGAGCGUGAUGAGUUCACACACAUGCGAUAUUCCGCAGCGACUUGCGAUCCCAAUGACUUCUACGACCACGACUUCACACUGCGACAGAGGCUCUUCACAAAGCCCCGCCAUACCGAGCUGUUCAUCGUUGUGACUAUGUAUAACGAGGACGAUAUUUUGUUUGCCCGAACCAUGACCGGUGUUUUCAAGAACAUCGAGUACAUGUGUAACCGUCCCAACAGUAAGACAUGGGGUAAAGACGCGUGGAAGAAGAUCGUCGUCUGUGUCGUCAGUGAUGGUCGCUCCAAGAUCAACCCCAGAACCAAGGCUCUCUUGGCCGGUAUGGGUGUGUACCAAGAGGGUAUCGCCAAGCAGCAGGUCAACGGAAAGGAUGUCACGGCCCAUAUUUACGAAUACACCACGCAAACUCACCUUCAGAUCAAGAACGACGUUGUUCAGCUCGUCCACCGACGCCAGCCAGUUCAAAUGCUGUUCUGUUUGAAGGAGAAGAACGCCAAGAAGAUUAAUUCACACAGAUGGUUUUUUACGGCCUUUGGUAGAGUCCUGGACCCUAACAUUUGUGUACUUCUCGAUGCGGGUACUCGACCCGGUGGAAGCUCAAUUUACCAUCUCUGGAAGGCCUUUGAUCUCGAGCCCAUGUGCGGUGGUGCUUGUGGUGAGAUCAAGGCUAUGUUGGGUACUGGUGGAAAAUACCUUCUGAACCCGCUCGUCGCUGCUCAGAACUUCGAGUACAAGAUGAGCAAUAUUCUCGAUAAGCCAUUGGAGUCCGCUUUCGGCUUCAUCUCUGUGUUGCCUGGUGCCUUCUCAGCCUACCGCUAUGUUGCCCUUCAAAACGACAAGAACGGAAAGGGACCUCUGGAGAAGUACUUCUUGGGUGAGACGCUCCACGGUGGAAGCGAUGCUGGUCUUUUCGAGUCCAACAUGUAUCUCGCCGAAGAUCGUAUUCUUUGCUUCGAGUUGGUCACUAAGCGCAACUGUCAUUGGAUCCUGCAGUACGUCAAGUCAGCUACUGGUGAGACCGAUGUUCCCGAUACAGUUACUGAGCUUGUUCUCCAACGUCGCCGUUGGCUCAACGGUUCUUUCUUCGCUGCUAUCUACGCUAUUGUUCACUUCCUCGACUUCCUCCGAUCUGAUCACACUUUCUUGCGAAAGUUUGCCUUCUUCAUCGAAUUCAUCUUCAACACUAUCAACAUGAUCUUCGCUUGGUUUGCUAUCGGUAACUUCUUCCUCGUUUUCAAGAUUCUCACAACAAGUUUGGGAGAUGAUACGUUACUUGGACGAACAGGAGAAAUUCUGGGUGUCGUUUUCACCUGGCUCUACGGUGUAUUCCUAAUUACUUGUUUCGUCUUAUCUCUGGGCAAUCGACCAGCAGGUUCUGGUAGGCUCUAUACCGCCAUGUGUUGGUUCUGGGCUAUAAUCAUGAUCUAUCUAUUGUUUGCUGCUAUUUUCAUCGCUGUCAAGGCUAUCAUAGCUGACGUUAACGACGCAAACGGCUUUAAUUUUUCAGAUGUCUUCAAGAACAAGGUCUUUUACAUGCUUAUCAUCUCAGUCAUGUCGACAUUUGGUAUCUGGUUGAUCGCUUCGCUGAUCAUGUUGGAUCCCUGGCACAUGGCUACCUCUUUGGUCCAGUACAUGCUUCUCACGCCCACCUUUACAAAUGUUUUGAACGUCUACGCCUUCUGCAACACGCACGAUGUUUCUUGGGGUACCAAGGGUGACGACAAGGUUGAGAAGCUUCCUUCGGUCAACACCAAGGAUGGUACUGGAAAAACGGAUCUGCCCGACGAAGGAGAUUUGAACGCACAAUAUCAGCGAGAACUUGCUGUCUUUGCACAGAAGCACGUUGAAGUCAAGACUACUCCCACUCCCAGCCAGCUUCAGGAGAAGCAAAUGGACUACUACAGAGGUGUUCGUACUGGUGUCGUUCUCAUCUGGAUGGUGUCAAACUUUGGUCUGGCAGCGCUUGUUCUGAGCUCUGCAGGUCUAGAUCGAAUCAGCCCCAACAAGGAUAAGGACCAUGAAGCGGAACAGCUGAGCCGAUCCAACAUCUACAUGUCUAUCGUCCUUUGGAGUGUGGCAGGUCUGAGCGCGUUCAAGUUUAUCGGUGCGAUGUGGUUCUUGGUGGUGCGCAUGUUCCGAGGUGUCUAA
Messenger RNA from Fusarium mangiferae, 2712 nucleotides. RefSeq names its product chitin synthase class I. The transcript has 3 exons. Bases 1 to 2712 code for a protein of 903 amino acids. Gene Ontology annotation, molecular function: chitin synthase activity. The record is from RefSeq and is a predicted model, not a curated record. Gene Ontology annotation, cellular component: cell septum; cell periphery. Lineage: Eukaryota; Fungi; Ascomycota; Sordariomycetes; Hypocreales; Nectriaceae.